AACAACCUCUCUCUCUCUCUCUCUCUCGCUAUAUGUUUCACGUAUAUAUAUUUAACUCUCCCUAAUCUCAGCUAGGAAUUCCAUUUCUUUUGAUUUAUUUGAAAGGAGUGGAAUAACCAAGAAAAAUAAAGGAAGAGAAGAAGAAAAGGUUAAAGAGAGAGAGAGUGAGAGCACGAACGCAUCCUCUGUUUUUAUUUAUGUAUAAUCUUUUUAGAUCUUGGUUCAAUCCGAUUUUCUCAUCUGGGUUCUCUCACUUAAAUGGAUUGCGAGAUUGAAUCUUGAUUGAUGAAUGAAGAAUCCAAUGAUUUUAAAAUAAAUCCAACAUUGCCCACUUCUUAUUUUAUCAGUGCUGAGCUUGGGUUCCUACCUGAUUUUCUGGAUAAGAAAAUAUGGAGUUGGAUCUAGGUAAACUGUUUAUUGGUGGGAUUUCUUGGGACACUAAUGAGGAACGUCUUAAAGAAUAUUUUGGAACAUAUGGAAAAGUGGUGGAAGCAGUGAUCAUGAGAGAUUGCACCACCGGUCGUGCUCGUGGCUUCGGUUUUGUAGUUUUUGCCAAUCCAGCAGUGGCUGAAAGAGUGAUUAUGGAGAAACACGUGAUUGAUGGACGAACGGUGGAAGCAAAGAAAGCCAUUCCAAGGGAUGAUCAACAUUUAAUAACUAGAAAUAUUGGUAGCAUUCAAGGAUCACCAAGUCCUGGACGCACAAAAAAGAUAUUUGUAGGAGGAUUAGCAUCAAAUGUCACUGAGAGUGACUUCAAAAGUUACUUCGAUCAGUUUGGUACGAUAACAGAUGUCGUAGUAAUGUAUGACCACAACACCCAAAGGCCAAGAGGUUUUGGCUUCAUAACAUAUGAUUCAGAGGAUGCAGUGGCUAUGGUGUUGCACAAAACCUUUCAUGAGUUAAAUGGUAAGAUGGUUGAGGUAAAGCAGGCAGUUCCUAAAGAAUUGUCACCGGGACCCAGCCGGAGUCCUUUUGCGGGGUACAACUAUGGCUUUAGUAGAGCCAUGCUCGGUAACUAUGCUGAGGGAUACAAUUUGAGCUCACUUGGAGGCUAUGGGGUCAGGGUGGACGGUAGGUACAGUCCAUUAGCUAGUGCUCAUGCUGGAUUCACGCAUUUUGGUUCUCCUUCUUAUGGGAUGGGUAUGAAUGUGGAGCAAAGGUUGAAUCCUGGCUAUGGAGGGGGUUCAAACUUCAAUAGUAAUCUUGGUUAUGGACAGGUUCUGAACCCCUAUUUUGGUGGUAAUCCAAACAGAUAUAAUACUGCUAUUGGUUACAACACCAAUAGAAGCAGGGGUGAUUCCUUUAUAAGUUCACCAUCUAGAAAUGUGUGGGGAAAUGGUGGCUUAAAUACUUCUCCAACUAAUGUCAGCUCUGGUUCAUACUUCGAUUCUGGAAGUGGUGGACUGGGAGUCUUUGGAAAUAACGGAGCAAACUGGGGAACUUCUCCUAUUGCUGCCUCACUUGGAGGGACUUCUUUUGGCUACAGGGGUGGAGAAAACAGUUAUGCGGUGGGAACAAGAGGAUUUGGACGAAACAGUGGUACUGGUGUAAUCACAACGUCUUCUUUCACCACAUCGAGUGGUGGUUAUGAAGGAUCUAAUGGGGGCUCGGUCUAUGGCAAUCCAACUUGGCGAACUGCAUCUUCUGACCUAGAUAAUUCUGGUUCAUUUGGUUAUGGACUUGGAAACACAGAUGAUAUAACUGCUAAAGCUUCUGAGGAUUAUGGCACUGACUAUAGUAUUGCAAAUAGACAACCUAAAAGAGGAAUUGCUGGAUAGGAAAUGUAAGUAUCAGAUGUCUGAAGAUAAUAACAGGAGAAGUGAGAAUUCAGAAAUGUGGAUUGUGAAUUUCUUACAUAUUCCUCAUAGCAUUUAAUUGUAUCAUUAUACAGAGCUAACCAGGUUCUUGUUCAAAGUAUACGUCUUCAGACAGAGCAGUUUCGAGGGAUUUUGUGAAGAUUUGAGAUUUGGUUUCUAUGCAUAACUUAGGUUCCUUUAAUGUAAAAUCAGAUUGCGGGAUACAUUGUGGAAGAUCCAUUCUAGUUUAUUUUUUGAGCAAUCUCUUCAACAAGACGGUUCCAUUGGUACAACAUGAAGUAGGGAAUUUUUUAUUUUCCUUUUAUACUCUUAUCAAUUUCACUCUUCGUCGGCCCUAUGCCUUUUUGCGACAUCUUGUAUUUUUCUCUGAUUGUAUGUGAGCUUCUAUUUGAUGUACUAGCGUGUGUAGGUUCUCCCAUUAAUAAAAUAUUGAAUAUUUGAUUCAUUCAAGUCGAAUUUCAGUAUGAUAUGAUAUUGAUUCUAACA
Molecule: messenger RNA, 2303 nt
Organism: Olea europaea var. sylvestris
Lineage: Eukaryota; Viridiplantae; Streptophyta; Magnoliopsida; Lamiales; Oleaceae
Product: heterogeneous nuclear ribonucleoprotein 1-like
Exons: 5
Coding region: 390-1778 (462 amino acids)
Molecular function (GO): RNA binding
Source: RefSeq, a predicted model, not a curated record